UGAAAAUUAUCCAUCUCUGUUCAUGAUAUGCAAAAGCCGAAGCGGUCAUCCGACAAGCUUGGACUAUCAGGACCUGCUAAUUUUGCCUAUUGCUAGUAUAGGUGGUACAAAUGCAUGAUAAUUCAGAGGUGCGGAGAGUUGGUAGCCAAUGCUGCCGUGCGGUUUUCUGCACUGCAUGGCUGCCCAACCAACCUCGAGUAUAGCUAGCUACUUUACAAUAUUGAAGCGUGAUGGUGUACCAUCGACAUAGAAUGUAUACAUCAACUUAUAAGCCGUGGGGAAAAUGCCACACCAAAUGGCAGAUAAACGGCGGGUCUACCUCGCGUGCCGAGCCAUCUUCGCCGGCGACAAAGCACAGCUGCGACGACCGAAGAAAGUGCGCGAAGAGAUUGUGAAGCGGCCAUGGGCACUAGGGUCACUAACCCACGACCUCGGCAUAGAGAAAGUAGUUGAGAUCCUUCGCGACUUGCUAGAAAGACGCGUGUUCGAGUCAGAGCUCAAAGCCAAGGUCGAAUUUCCCGAACUGUUCCACUCCUCGCCGGAUCAGGAAGUGCAGCGUGAAACAUCCGAGAUCGAUGCUGCGAGGUCUGCGGCCGAGGCACUUGAGGAAAUUGCUAGUGCAGAACACAUCGACGGAGAAAGCGAAGAUGAAUUUGGGGAGGAUACCAAGAACGAGACCAGCGUUGAACAGGCAGCUCCGCGACAGGCGGUAGUUCUACCUUCGCUGUAUCCAACCUAUAUCCCGUACAAAACACAACAUCUUAUUUUGAACGAAACCCAACGCAUACUUGAAGAAAGCUGCUUUGAAUUCGUGCAGAAGUGGUUACCAACCGUCCUCUCGGGCAAGGAAUGGGACUGCGCCAGUUCGAUGGAAUUGACUAAGUGGACGCGUCUCCUAGCCAAGAAGGCAGACAAGAUACCUCGGGAAGCAUUUAAUUCCGGCGGCGCGCCGCUGACAGAGGUGCUCUUCGCGACAAACAAGCUAAGGCAUAGCGCUGUCCACCGGAUUUCGACGUCAGCUCGCGGGAUCCAGGAUUUAGUUAAGUCAGCAGUGACGCUCGCAUCUACACUCGGUGAUCAGAGACGUGCGAGCCAAUUAGAAGAGAUGUGCUACGAGCUAGAUAGUAAGAUCAAGGCGAUGGAGCUAAAUAAGAACGCAUUAGAGAACUCCGUGAUAGCUGGCAUCGAUGACAUCCAGCGGUUGCGGGAUGAGUUAGAUCGGAAGGAGAAGGAGAUGAUCGUGAACAUGGUGAGAAGUGAUCAGGAGAACAAGAAUGUCAUCGGAGAUCUGCUAGAGGAUUCGGUGAGUAGGAUUCUGGAAGGGAAGAGCGAGAGUGACGAUGAGGUGAAGGCAGACCAAGAUGAAAACGGCGGAAGUGAUUGAGUUGAAUAUUGAGUUGAAUAUAUUCUGUAGCUUCACAGUUGUAAGUGGUGAAGUGUAAGCUCCGGGAGAUUCCGGGACGACAUUAGAUAGGUGGUCCUCAUGCCAUACAGAGCCAGGUGCUACCUCCAGGGCUGCGCACAUACCUUAGAUACAGGUGAGUUAGUGGGUUUAGCAUUCCUAGGUAAGC
This is a messenger RNA of Annulohypoxylon truncatum, 1571 nucleotides long. RefSeq lists its product as uncharacterized. The record is from RefSeq and is a predicted model, not a curated record. Bases 284 to 1384 code for a protein of 366 amino acids. The transcript has 2 exons. Lineage: Eukaryota; Fungi; Ascomycota; Sordariomycetes; Xylariales; Hypoxylaceae.